AUGAAAUUCACUUCAAUCAUCGCUGCUUCUGUUUUCGCCUUAGGUGUUAUUGCUGCUCCAGUUGCUAAAGCUAACGCUGUUCCAUCUUUACCAGAUUUAAAUGCAAUCCAAACUGGUUUCGCUAACAUCACUGGUGAAGUUCAAGAAUUAACCACUUUAUUAACCACCACAGAUGCUCCAAAAGAUUCAUUAACUGAAAUCACCACUAUUGUUCAAGAAACUUUAACUGGUUUAUUAAGUACACUUGGUGGUUUAACCGGUUUAGACGGUGUCUCUGAUGCUUUAAACACUUUAUUAAAUGAUACUUUCAGUAAAUUAGAUGCUGUUUUAGAAAACUCAGGUUUAGAUGCCACUUUAAACAGAACCUUAGAUGCUUUAAUUGGUUCAGUCAAAGCUUUAUUAGGUAAAUUAUUUGAAACCAUUAACAACGUCUUAGACAACUUAUUACACUUGAACUUGAUUGGUGCUUUAGUCUCAUUAUUAUCAGGUUUAUUUGCUGGUAUUGAUUUAUUAUUAUCAAACUUGAAAAACGUUGGUUUACCAUCUAAAUAA
Molecule: messenger RNA, 552 nt
Organism: Hansenula ciferrii
Lineage: Eukaryota; Fungi; Ascomycota; Saccharomycetes; Phaffomycetales; Wickerhamomycetaceae
Exons: 1
Coding region: 1-552 (183 amino acids)
Source: RefSeq, a predicted model, not a curated record